Aspergillus piperis CBS 112811 is the source of this 295-nucleotide messenger RNA. Its product is annotated as cytochrome c oxidase subunit 7. The record is from RefSeq and is a predicted model, not a curated record. Bases 5 to 235 code for a protein of 76 amino acids. NCBI's taxonomy places the organism in Eukaryota, Fungi, Ascomycota, Eurotiomycetes, Eurotiales, Aspergillaceae. The transcript has 5 exons.
CAAAAUGUUCCGCACCGCUCCUCGUCUGGCUGGGUUCGUGUUCCGUGAGAACCGUGUCCCUUACUACCAGCGCCUUUUCCAGCAGCACGACGGCAAGCGCCAGUGGUGGAAGACUGAGCGCAGUGGUUACCUCAUGUGGCCCUACCUCAUCUCCGUCUACGGCAUGGGCAUCGCUACUACCUACGCUAUGGGUCGUAUGGUCUUUGGCCACAAGACCUGGUUCGGCAAGGCGUAAAUGCGGUCCUCGCCAACUUUGACACAGUGUACCUCUAUUUCUCUGAUAGGCAGCUAGAAA